AUGGAGAGCUGGGAAGAGUCACAAGAAUCCAUCAAAGCUGAAAUGAGCCAGUUGAAAGACCAGGUUGGCCAAAUCUUGGUCGCCCUUGAAUCCCUGAAGGCUAUUGGAGAGUCUUCGUCUACAUUGGUUGGCGGGAAUGCCCAUUUUUAUCCACCGUUGUUCAAUGCUAUGCGCCAAUCGAUUCCUUUCCCGUUGUACGGGUUACCCCCGGAAUACACUCCUCCCGUAGGAGAAUAUUUGGAAGGGGAGCAUGCGUCGUUUCCCAUUCCCACAACUGUUGAUGUACCGCCAAUCACUACUCAGGUACCUAUCUCUAUGGCAGCUCCCUUGGUAAGUGCACAAAUGAAUGAAGCAAUUACAGUUGAAGGAACACGAGUGACUACAGUACCGCAUAUGAUUGUUAACCACGAUUCUUCAGCAAGAGCCGCAUCACAAACCGCGGCGCAUGCGGGAACCAACAUCACUAACGGAGCUAAAAACAGACUAGAGAUUCUGGAGGAAAAAAUGAGGGCUAUUGAAGGGAUGGAAAAUUAUGGGUUUGGAAAUGUUGCAAGACUAAGUUUGGUUCCUGGAGUAAAAAUACCGUAUAAGUUCAAAGCGCCAGAAUUCGAGAAGUACAAGGGUGAUACAUGCCCUAAAAACCAUCUAGCCAUGUAUUGCAGAAAAAUGGCUGCGUAUGAUGACGACCAGUUACUCAUCCAUGUUUUCCAAGAUAGUCUAGUUGGGGUAGCAUUAAAUUGGUAUACUCACUUAGAGCCAUCUCGAAUCCAUUGUUGGGCAGAUCUGGCCGACGUCUUUGUAAAACGGUAUAUAUACAACACACAUGUAGCACCGGACCGUCUGCAAUUACAGAAUAUGGGGAAGAAAGACAAUGAAACCUUCAAGGAAUAUGCCCAAUGGUGGAGAGAAUUGGCCACACAAGUAGAGCCGCCUUUGUUUGAAAGAGAAAUGGUGGCAAUGUUUGUAAAUACGCUCCAGCCACCGUUUUAUGAAUAUAUGGUGGGGAAUGUAUCCGUCAAUUUCGCUGACGUCAUCAUAAUCGGCGAGAGGAUAGAAAUUGGGGUGAGGAAUGGGAAGAUUACAAGUAGCCCAUCUGCGGUGGAAAACUCUAAAAAGAAGCCCUCUUUCAAUCCAGGAAAGAAGAAAGAAGGAGAUGUGCAUGCAACAUCGGCAAUGCCUCUAUGGAGAGGUCAUGCUCCUAUUCACAAGUAUAGGCCAUACCUAGGCCAGCCACCAUAUGCAGCCAAUACGACUUUUGCUCAUCCAAUCCGGCCUCAACAACAACAAGGAUUUUACCAAUCACAACCCAUCACAAGCAACGCUUGGAGGACUGUGCCAAGUGCAAAUCCAAAUCCGAAUGCAGGUCAAGGCACUUACCUAGGAAAAACCCAGGAAAGAAACCUUGUUCACUUCACCCCCAUCCCUAUGACUUACACUGAAUUAUUACCUCACCUCGUCAAAAGGGGUCUGGUUGCUAUAUGCCCAAUGAUACCCAUGCAGCCUCCAUACCCUAGGGGUUAUGAUGCCGACGCCAAGUGUAGUUAUCAUGGGGGAGGAGUGGGUCACUCAACUGAGAGGUGUAUGGCCUUCAAGCGUAAAGUGCAGGCCCUAAUUGACGCUAGGUGGCUAAAAUUUCAAGAAGAUAAACCUAGCAUUGAUGCUAAUCCGUUAUCCGGGCAUGGGAGUGCCUCGACAAACGCCAUUGAGGUUAAGGAGCAUAGACUGAUAAAGGAUGCAAGCGAAAUCCGAAGUUCCAGAAGAUUCAUUUUUAAGGAAUUAUUGAAGUUGGGUCUUUUAAGUGGGGAUUAUGAUUUGGGAAGAGCAUGUGGACUCCAUCCAUGCACGGAACACUCUAUAGAGGAAUGCGUUGAAUUCGAAGAGUUUCUACAAGAUCUGCUUGAUAGGAAUUUGAUGCAAGUAUGCUACGAAGACAAGGAUGAUGAGGUGUUUGCACAAAUUGGUAUGGAGCCUGAUGUAACUUUGCCAGAGCCGUUGAUAAUCCGUUUCACUCGAACCACCCCUACACCAGUAAUUCAAGGAAGAUCGCCCGUUGUCAUCCAUACACCAGUUCCUUUUCCUUACAAAAGCGAGAAAGUUGUCCCUUGGAGGUAUGGGACACGUGUAGUCGACAAAGGACAGUGCAUUGAAAGUCAAUUCUCUAGCCAGGAUCCAACUGUUGAAAAUAUAUCAGGCAUCGGCGGAAUGACAAGGAGUGGUCGAAUCUUCACGCCACCAAACUUGACGAGAAGAGGAGCUAGCAAUAAUGAAACACCAAUUUACGCAAAUACUAAGGACCAUUUAAAAGGGAAAGGGGUGCAGGCAAAGGAGACCCCUGACAAGGCGGACAAGAAAGAAAUCUCUAAGAAGGAGGCUUGCGAGUUCUUGAAAUUCAUACAACAAAGUGAGUACAAAGUGGUGGAACAAUUGAAUCGUACGCUUGCCCGGAUCUCCCUGUUAUAGUUACUUAUGCACUCGGCCUCCCAUAGAAAACUACUAAUGAAGAUACUGAGCGAGGCCCAUGUGGAACAAGGUAUUUCCCUGAACCAAUUCGAGGGCAUUGUCAGCAACAUCACUGCUAAUAAUUACCUCACCUUUACCGAUGAGGAAAUACCUGAGGAGGGGAGAGGGCAUAACAAGGCUCUCCAUGUCUCCGUAAAAUGUUUGGACCACGGCAUAGCACGCGUGUUGAUAGACAACGGCUCCUCCCUAAAUGUCAUGCCCAAGAUGACAUUAGAGAGGCUACCUUGUGACGGAAUGCAGAUGAAGCCAAGUUCUAUGAUUGUGAGAGCAUUUGACGGUAGCAAGAGGGAAGUCAUGGGAGAAAUAGAGUUGCCGGUCCAAAUUGGCCCAUGUGAUUUUCAAAUAACCUUCCAGGUCAUGGAUAUCCUCCCAGCCUAUAGUUGUCUAUUGGGUCGCCCAUGGAUCCAUUCUACAGGAGUUGUGCCUUCCACACUGCACCAAAAACUGAAAUAUAUCAUGGGAGAUAAGCUGGUAAUAGUUUCUGGAGAGGAGGAUCUCCUUGUGAGUGGGCCAUCCUCCACCCGUUACAUAGAGGCAGCCGAGGAGGCUCUGGAAACAGCUUUUCAAUCACUAGAAAUUGUGGGAAACACCUAUGUUGAGUAAUUUCCUAUGAACCCACAUUUAUCAUGCACCUCUAUCAUGAUGGCCAAGGUCAUGCUGAAAGAAGGUUAUAAGUACGAGAAUGGUUUAGACAAGUAUGGACAAGGAUGUACAUUCCUAUUGGAGGUGAUUGAGAACAAAAACAGGUAUGGCCUAGGGUACAAGCCCAGCAAGGAGGAUAAGAAGAGGUUGAUUGAGGAACGGAAGGAGCGUAGUUUGGCUCGGAUGGGGAAACGGGAACCUAGGGCGAGGAAAAUCCACAUUUGCGGUAUCAAAGAGAGUUUUCGCAGUGCGGGAUGGGUGAACACUAGCCAUAUAGCGAUGGUGGAAGAGGAAGCUAGAUCUGAAAGCUCAAACUUCGUGUGGGCUUGCUCCCCCCGGAUGCACAGCUCAACAAUUGGAAAACUUUGGAUUUACCCAUAUGACAAUGAAUGUUUUGAAAAUAAUAAUGUCAAUAUCCCUAAGUGGGAGCACCCUGUCAUUAAUGCGGAAGAUGAUCUGGAACCCUCGCCAGAGCUUUUGAGAUUAGUGGAACAAGAGUCUAAAGAGAUAAAACCCCAUCAGGAAGAGAUUGAAAUACUUAACUUGGGAGAGGAAGACGAGAUAAAAGAAGUAAAGAUCGGCACUACCAUGAAAGAAGAAGUAAGGGAAAGGUUGCGAGUCCUAUUGAAGGAAUUUAAGGACGUCUUUGCUUGGUCGUACAAUGAUAUGCCUGGCUUGGAUACCGAUAUCGUGCAGCAUAAACUCCCCCUUUUACCAGAAUGUCUUCCGGUCAAACAAAAAUUAAGAAGAAUGAAACCGGAGAUGUCUUUGAAAAUCAAGGAAGAGGUGCAGAGACAAUUUGAUGCAGGAUUUUUGGCUGUGGCAAAAUACCCGCAAUGGGUGGCAAAUAUCGUACCAGUACCCAAGAAAGAUGGUAAAGUUCGGAUGUGUGUGGACUACCGUGAUUUGAAUCGGGCAAGUCCAAAAGACAAUUUCCCACUACCACACAUCGACACUCUAGUCGAUAAUACAGCCAAGUUUUCACUAUUUUCAUUCAUGGAUGGUUUCUUGGGAUAUAAUCAGAUCAAGAUGGCACCUGAGGACAUGGAAAAGACUACCUUCAUCACAUUGUGGGGAACAUUUUGUUAUAAGGUGAUGUCUUUCGGGCUCAAGAAUGCUGGGGCAACAUAUCAAAGGGCGAUGGUGACACUUUUUCAUGAUUUGAUGCACAAGGAGAUCGAAGUGUAUGUGAAUGACAUGAUUGCUAAGUCUGAAUCAGAAGAAAAGCACAUUCUCAACUUGAGAAAAUUAUUUGAAAGGCUGAGGAAGUUUAAACUCAGGUUAAACCCUGAUAAAUGCACGUUCGGAGUGAAAUCUGGAAAAUUGCUAGGCUUUAUUGUUAGUCAAAAGGGAAUAGAAGUAGAUCCUGACAAGGUACGAGCAAUAGCAGAAAUGCCUGCCCCUAGGACGGAAAAAGAGGUUCGAGGUUUCCUGGGUAGAUUGAACUACAUUGCUAGAUUCAUCUCCCAAUUAACCGCCACUUGUGAACCGAUAUUCAAGUUAUUGCGUAAGAAUCAGGCUUUGGUUUGGAAUGAGGAUUGUCAGGCCGCUUUUGAAAAGAUUAAGCAAUAUCUACAAAACCCUCCGGUGUUGCGUCCACCUGAGCCAGGAAGACCACUCCUUUUGUAUUUGACUGUGUUGGACGAAUCAAUGGGUUGUGUAUUAGGUCAGCACGACGAAGAUGGGAAAAUAGAGCAUGUUAUAUAUUAUUUAAGCAAGAAGUUCACAGAAUGUGAACAACGAUAUUCAUCAUUAGAGCGAACUUGUUGCGCGUUGGCAUGGGCUACUCAUCGCUUGAGGCAGUAUAUGUUAAGUCACUCUACUUGGUUAAUAUCUAAGAUGGAUCCCAUCAAGUAUAUUUUUGAAAAGCCCGCUCUCACUGGAAGGAUAGCUCGGUGGCAGGUGCUAUUGUCAGAGUAUGACAUAGUAUAUGUCACUCAGAAAUCCGUCAAAGGUAGUGCAUUGGCAAAAUACCUGGCUCAUCAACCCAUCCACGACUAUUGGCCAAUGCAACCCGAAUUCCCUGACGAAGAUACCAUGGCUCUAUUCAAGGAAGGCCGAGAAAACUGAGACGAAGAAGCAUGGAUAUUAUUAUUCGAUGGAGCCUCGAAUGUAAUGGGACAUGGCAUUGGGGCAGUUCUUAUCGCUCCAGAUAAGCAGUACAUGCCAAUGACAUCAAGGCUGUGUUUUAAUUGCACAAAUAACAUUGCAGAAUAUGAGGCAUGCGCUAUGGGUAUUCGGGCGGCAAUAGAGUCCAAAGUGAAAAUUCUGGAGGUAUAUGGAGAUUCAGCUUUAGUCAUCCACCAAUUGAAGGGAGAAUGGGAAACAAGGGAUGCAAAAUUAAUUCCUUACCAAGCUCACAUCAAGGGAUUAAUGAAGUAUUUUGAUGACAUCACAUUUAACCACAUACCGCGGGAGGAUAACCAAUUAGCAGACGCAUUGGCUACUUUGUCAUCCAUGUUUGAAGUUGACCAAAAUACAAAAUUACCAGUGAUUGAAAUGAAGAAGCAUGCGGAGCCAGCAUAUUUCCAUUUCAUCAAGGAGGAGGUGGAUGGUAAACCUUGGUACUUUGAUAUCAAGCACUAUCUUAAGACCCGAGAAUAUCCAGAAAAAGCAUCUGAAAACGAUAAAAGGUCGUUACGAAGGUUGGCUGGCAGCUUUAUUUUAAGUGGGGAUAUUUUAUACAAGAGAAAUCACGACAUGAUUCUCCUCAGAUGUGUAGAUGCAAAAGAAGCCGAGUGGAUAUUGAAAGAAGUGCACGAAGGUACAUUUGGAACACACACGAAUGGGCACUCAAUGGCUAGGAAGAUCUUGAGAGCUGGUUACUUCUAGUUAACCUUGGAAAAUGAUUGUUGUACACACGUGAGGAGGUGCGAGAAAUGUCAAAUGUAUGCAGACAAUAUCAAUGUGUCGCCCACGACUUUGAACGUGUUGUCUGCACCAUGGCCAUUUUCGAUGUGGGGGAUAGAUGUUAUUGGAGCUAUAGAGCCAAAAGCGUCAAAUGGACAACGCUUCAUACUAGUCGCAAUCGAUUAUUUCACCAAGUGGGUUGAAGCUGCUUCUUAUGCCAACGUGACUAAAAAGGUGGUGACCAGAUUCAUAAAAAGGGAGUUGAUCUGCAGAUACGGGCUACCUAACAAUAUCGUCACUGAUAAUGCCACCAACUUGAACAACCGGAAGGCGGAGUUAUGUGAGGAGUUCAAAAUUCAUCAUCUUAAUUCUUCUCCUUACCGUCCAAAAAUGAAUGGGGCAGUAGAAGCUACUAAUAAGAAUAUCAAGAAGAUCGUACAAAAGAUGGUGGUCACUUAUAAGGAUUGGCACGAAAUGCUUCCCUUUGCUUUGCAUGGAUAUCGUACAUCAGUACGAACGUCAACUGGUGCAACACCUUUCUCGCUGGUGUAUGGGAUGGAAGCAGUGCUUCCAUUUGAGGUAGAAAUCCCAUCUCUACGAAUUUUAUUGGAAACCCAAUUGGAGGAAGCCGAGUGGGUUCAAGCUCGUUUUGAUCAGCUCAAUCUCAUCGAAGGGAAGAGACUGACAGCGGCGUGCCACGGGCAAUUGUAUCAAAAAAGAAUGAAAAAGGCGUUCGACAAAAAAAUACGCCCAAGGGAGUUUCAUGAAGGCGAACUGGUGUUAAAGAAGAUAUUGCCCAUACAAAGGGAUUUAAGAGGCAAAUGGACCCCAAAUUAUGAAGGGCCGUUUGUAGUAAAGAAGGCAUUCUCUGGAGGGGCACUAAUCCUCACAAGGAUGGACGGAGAGGAGUUACCUUUACCAGUUAAUUCUGAUGCGGUAAAAAGGUUUUACGCAUGAUGAUUCCGAGAUAGGGGAUGCUACUAAGGGAUAUUAACGCUGUUUUGUAAAA
This is a messenger RNA of Vigna umbellata (rice bean), 7021 nucleotides long. The record is from RefSeq and is a predicted model, not a curated record. Lineage: Eukaryota; Viridiplantae; Streptophyta; Magnoliopsida; Fabales; Fabaceae.